AGAAAAUAUACGAUUCAACUCGCAUCACUGAUCUGGAUGAUUGGAUCAGCAGUCCAAUGUUCAGUGCAAAACCGCGCGCAGCUGGUCUGCGGCCGCUUCAUCUCCGGUCUGGCUAUCGGUCUCUGCUCGUCCCAAGUUCCCGUGUACCUUUCUGAGCUGUCGCCCAAGAAGAUCCGUGGUCGGCUUGUUGGUUUGUUCCAAUGGGCUGUCACCUGGGGAAUUUUGAUUAUGUUUUACAUUUCCUACGGAUGCACGUUCAUCGACGGACCCUCGUCGUUCAGACUGGCGUGGGGUCUGCAGAUGGUUCCCGGCGCGCUGCUGUUUGCGUCGCUUUUCUUUUUCCCUGAAUCGCCCCGAUGGCUUGCCGCGCACGACAGAUGGGAAGAGUCGCUUGAGAUUAUCAGACACGUGCAGGGUACCUAUGGUGGACCCGACUCCGAUGAGGUCUUGGUCGAGAUCCAGGAGUUGAAGGAGGCGGUAAGAAUUGAUAAGGAGUCUGCGGAUAUGUCUUAUCUGGACCUCUUUAAGAAGGGAUCGCGGCUACGCACGUUCGUUGGUGCGUCGGCGCAGAUCUGGCAGCAGAUGACGGGUAUGAACGUUAUGAUGUACUACGUCGUCUACACGUUUGAGAUGGCGGGAUACCAAGGCAACACUAUGCUUGUUUCGUCGUCGAUCCAGUACGUUAUUAAUAUGGUGAUGACCGUUCCCGCUCUGCUGUUCAUCGACAAGUGGGGUCGUCGUCCGCUUCUCAUCUUUGGCGCUAUCGGCAUGUGCGUCUGGCUGUUUGCAGUCUCUGGACUGAUGGCGCAGUACGGCCACUACGUCGACGCGCUCGACGGCAACACAAACAUCCGAUGGUACGUGGCUUUCAAGCCUGCCGCAAAGGCAAUCAUCGCGUGCAACUACCUCUUCGUGGCGGUGUUUGCCAUGACCUGGGGUCCUGGUAUUUGGAUCUACGUCUCUGAGAUCUUCCCGAUGAAGCAGCGUGCUAUCGGCAACGGCUUCUGCGGCGCCUGGAACUGGAUCUUCAACUUUGCGCUCGCGUUCUUUGUCCCGCCCGCGUUCACAAACAUCCAGUGGAAGACGUACAUCAUCUUUGCCGUCUUUUGCGUGUGCAUGGCCGUCAACGUCUUCUUCAUGUUCCCGGAAACGAAGGGAAAGACACUCGAGGAGAUCGACAUCAUCUGGGAAGAGCACGUCGCGCCCUGGAAGUCAGCCAAGGUCGACGUCUCGAACUUGGCCGCCAACCGCGCGCUAACCAGCAAGAACGAGAAGACCGCUGCGCUCGAGACCGAGCACCACGAGCAGAUGUCGUCGAAUGUCUCGACUGCCGAGACGGCGACGGAGAUGCAGGAGUUGGCGCGACCGGAGGCGGCGGUGACGCACCAGUCUGCAUAG
Molecule: messenger RNA, 1398 nt
Organism: Myxozyma melibiosi
Lineage: Eukaryota; Fungi; Ascomycota; Lipomycetes; Lipomycetales; Lipomycetaceae
Product: hexose transporter
Exons: 1
Biological process (GO): carbohydrate transport; transmembrane transport
Cellular component (GO): membrane
Molecular function (GO): carbohydrate:proton symporter activity
Source: RefSeq, a predicted model, not a curated record